Molecule: messenger RNA, 1362 nt
Organism: Plasmodium cynomolgi strain B
Lineage: Eukaryota; Apicomplexa; Aconoidasida; Haemosporida; Plasmodiidae
Product: 6-phosphogluconate dehydrogenase decarboxylating
Exons: 2
Coding region: 1-1362 (453 amino acids)
Biological process (GO): pentose-phosphate shunt; pentose-phosphate shunt, oxidative branch
Cellular component (GO): cytosol
Molecular function (GO): phosphogluconate dehydrogenase (decarboxylating) activity; NADP binding
Source: RefSeq, a predicted model, not a curated record
AUGACGGGAACUUGUGACAUAGGAUUAAUCGGGCUGGCGGUGAUGGGACAGAACCUUAGCCUGAAUAUAGCGAGCAAUGGAUUUACCAUAGGAGUGUACAACAGGACGUACGAGAGGACGGAGGAUACGAUAAAGAAGGCAAAGGAAAUCAAUGUACCCAUUAACGGAUAUGAAACACUGGAACAGUUAAUAAACAACUUAAAGAAGCCCAGGAAAAUUAUCCUACUGAUAAAAGCAGGACCAGCCGUGGACGAAACGAUAAAAAAUAUUUUAAAACAUUUUGAAGAAGGAGAUAUUAUUAUUGACGGAGGAAAUGAAUGGUAUUUGAACACAGAAAGGAGAAUUUCAAUUUGUGAGGAACACAAAGUAGAGUAUCUAGCCAUGGGAGUUAGUGGAGGAGAAGCAGGGGCACGAUACGGAUGUUCAUUCAUGCCAGGGGGAUCUAAAUAUGCCUAUGACAGCAUUAAGGACAUUUUAGAAAAAUGCUCAGCUAAGAUGGUACAUAACGGGAUCGAAUAUGGAGACAUGCAGUUAAUAUCAGAGAGCUACAUACUAAUGAAGCAUAUUCUCAAUUAUAGCAAUGAGAAGUUAUCCGAAGUUUUUAAAAAAUGGAAUGAAGGAAUUUUAAAUUCUUACCUGAUCGAAAUAACGUACAAAAUUUUGGGCAAGAAAGACGAUUUAACGGAUAACCACCUGGUAGAUAUGAUAUUAGACAUUGCUGGGGCUAAAGGAACUGGAAAGUGGACCAUGUUAGAAGCUAUCGAGAGGGGAAUUCCAUGCCCAACCAUGUGUGCAGCAUUAGAUGCAAGAAAUAUAAGUGCAUACAAACAGCUGAGAAUCAAAGCAGAUAAUCAUUUCUGUAACGAAAUGAAAGUGUGCAAAGUAGAGGGUGAAGAUUUGACCCAUUUUGAGGACGAUCUGUUAAAUGCUCUUUACUGCUGCAAAAUCAUAUCUUACACACAAGGAUUAUUUUUACUAAAGCAAGUAUCAGGAGAAAUGAAAUGGAAUUUAAACCUUGGAGAAAUUUCAAGGAUUUGGAGAGGAGGUUGUAUUAUUAGAGCUGUUUUCCUAGAUCGAAUUACCAAUGCUUAUAAAAAAAAUGAAAACUUAGACUUGUUAUUCCUGGAUGAAGAUUUUGCUCAAGAAAUGAAAAAUAAACUUCCUUCCUUGAGGAAAGUUGUUCAGGUAGCUACCAAGUCAUCUAUUCCCAUUCCUGCGUUUUCCGCUAGUUUGGCUUACUUCCAAAUGGUGACCUCUAAAAAUUUGCCACUCAAUUUGGUGCAGGCCCAGAGGGACUACUUCGGUUCACAUACCUACAAGAGGGUAGACCGCGAUGGCGACUUCCACACCAUAUGGGAGUGA